AGUUUCUUGUUUCUUCGUCUGGCUGUCUCUGUUUCUAAGUGUUGUUGCUGUUGGUUAGGUCGGUUCACGUUUUGCCUCCAACUAUAAUAAUUCUACUCUACAUCGGCCAAGACGAUUCAGAAACAAUAUAACAAUUAUGACCUCUCUUGAAUUAAAUAAUUCUUCUACGCUUUCAAAGCAAGAUUUAGCAACACUAGAUGUGUCUAAAUUGACUGCACUUUCUCCAGAAGUCAUUAGCCGCCAAGCAACAAUCAAUAUUGGUACCAUCGGACAUGUGGCCCAUGGGAAGUCUACUGUUGUAAAAGCAGUUUCCGGAGUUCAGACUGUUCGAUUCAAGAAUGAGUUGGAAAGGAAUAUUACAAUUAAACUUGGCUACGCUAAUGCCAAGAUCUACAAAUGUGACAAUGAGAAGUGUCCGCGGCCAGCAUCCUACAUCUCUGGGGGAUCCUCCAAGGACGACUCCUUCCCCUGUACGAGACCCGCUUGCUCCGGUCGCUUCCAGCUGGUACGACAUGUAUCCUUCGUCGAUUGUCCUGGCCACGACAUUCUUAUGGCUACUAUGCUCAACGGUGCUGCUGUCAUGGAUGCAGCCCUCCUUUUGAUAGCGGGAAACGAGUCCUGCCCCCAGCCGCAGACAUCGGAGCAUCUGGCUGCCAUCGAAAUCAUGAAGCUGAAGCACAUCCUUAUCCUGCAGAACAAGAUUGAUCUUGUCAAAGAAGGCCAAGCCAAAGAACAAUAUGAACAAAUAUUGAAAUUUGUUCAAGGGACCGUCGCUGAGGGUGCCCCAGUAGUGCCAAUCUCUGCACAAUUGAAGUACAACAUCGAGGUUUUGUGCGAGUACAUCACCAAAAAGAUCCCAGUACCCAUUCGGGACUUCUCGUCGCCCCCUCGUCUCAUAGUCAUCCGAUCGUUUGACGUCAACAAGCCUGGCUGUGAAGUUGAUGACCUGAAGGGAGGGGUGGCUGGAGGCAGUAUCCUACGCGGGGUCCUCAAGGUUGGAAUGGAGAUUGAAGUGCGACCCGGCCUUGUUUCUAAAGAUAGUGAGGGCAAACUCACUUGUCGCCCUAUUUUCUCAAGAAUCGUGUCACUUUUCGCCGAGCAAAAUGAACUUCAAUUUGCCGUUCCUGGUGGACUCAUAGGAGUGGGCACCAAGAUAGAGCCGACUCUGUGCCGUGCUGACCGGUUGGUGGGUCAGGUUCUCGGGGCUGUUGGCUGUUUACCUGAAAUCUUCAUAGAGCUAGAGAUAUCCUACUAUCUGCUCAAGCGCCUACUAGGAGUCAGGAUGGAGGGGGAUAAGAAGGGCGCUAAGGUCCACAAACUGUCGAAAAACGAGGUGCUACUAGUUAACAUUGGCUCCUUGUCUACGGGCGGACGUGUGUCCGCUACAAAGGCUGAUUUGGCAAAGAUAAGCUUGACCAAUCCUGUGUGUACCGAGCUGGGAGAGAAGAUUGCUCUUAGUAGACGAGUCGACAAGCACUGGAGGUUAAUCGGUUGGGGUCAAAUUCGGGGUGGAGAAACUAUUCAACCUACUGCAGAUAGACAGUAGAUACUUAUAUAAGAAAUUUUGUUACUUUCUCCAAUAAAGAAUUUAUAAUUACAA
Homalodisca vitripennis (glassy-winged sharpshooter) is the source of this 1600-nucleotide messenger RNA. RefSeq names its product eukaryotic translation initiation factor 2 subunit 3 (gene eIF2gamma). Gene Ontology annotation, cellular component: eukaryotic translation initiation factor 2 complex; cytosol. The record is from RefSeq and is a predicted model, not a curated record. NCBI's taxonomy places the organism in Eukaryota, Metazoa, Arthropoda, Insecta, Hemiptera, Cicadellidae. Gene Ontology annotation, molecular function: GTP binding; tRNA binding; translation initiation factor activity. Gene Ontology annotation, biological process: positive regulation of translational fidelity; formation of translation preinitiation complex.